Messenger RNA from Oryza sativa Japonica Group (Japanese rice), 2154 nucleotides. RefSeq lists its product as uncharacterized. The record is from RefSeq and is a predicted model, not a curated record. NCBI's taxonomy places the organism in Eukaryota, Viridiplantae, Streptophyta, Magnoliopsida, Poales, Poaceae.
UCACUGUCUCACUCUCUCUUGCCCACAUUUUUUUCCCCCGGAGAGCGACAACUGCAGGGCCCAAAAAGAGGCCGGAUUCUUUGGUGUUUUCUGAACCUUCUUUACUUGUCCUCAAAUGGCCACCUCUUCCUCCUCCUCCUCGCAUUUCCUCCCAUAGCUCGCAUUCGCAUUCGCAUCGCACUCACCCUCUCCUGCAAGCAAAGCUAAAGCUUCGGUUUGGUUAUUUCCUUUCCUCGCCGCUUUUUUCUUUGCUUCUUGCGGUGGCCAUGGCGGUAAGGAGGAGGAGGAGGAGGAGUAGAGCCGCGGCGGUUCUGGUGGCCGCGCUGCUUCUCGCCGCCUCCGCCGCCACCGCCUCCGCGGCGUCGUCUUACCCCGCGAAGGUGGUGACCGGGUUGCUGUCCAGCACGGCGUCGGCGGUGGUGAAGCAGCUCUGGUCGCUCAAAUCGACCGCCACAAGGACGGGGUCGGCGGCGGCGGGGAGGUCGAUGGUGAAGUACGAGGGCGGGUACGCGGUGGAGACGGUGUUCGACGGCAGCAAGCUGGGGAUCGAGCCGCACGACGUCGAGGUCACCCCCUCCGGCGAGCUCCUCGUGCUCGACUCCAUGAACAGCAACGUCUACAGGGUCCAGCUGCCUCUGUCGCGAUAUAGCAGACCGAAGCUUGUUGCUGGUUCGCCGGAAGGAUUAUCCGGCCAUGUCGACGGGAGGCUGCGGGAGGCGAAGAUGAACCAUCCGAAGGGAUUUACAGUGGACGAUAGGGGAAACAUUUAUGUUGCAGAUGCUAUGAAUAUGGCAAUAAGAAAGAUCAGUGAUACAGGGGUUACAACCAUUGCUGGGGGGAAAUCAAUGAGAGGUGGGCACCUAGAUGGGCCAAGUGAUGAUGCAAAAUUUUCUACUGAUUUUGAAAUUCGCUACAUCAGCAGUAGCUGCUCCCUCUUGGUUAUUGAUAGAGGAAACCAAGCAAUUCGCGAGAUUGCACUCCACAAUGAUGACUGUGAAUAUCAGUAUGAAGCUGGUUUUCCACUAGGCAUUGCAUUGCUUUUUGCUGCUGGUUUCUUUGGGUACAUGCUUGCAUUGCUUCAGCGACAGGUUUUAGGGAUGGUAUCAACAGCAGAUGAACCUCAGACUCCUCCAAGACCCAGCAUUGCAAGCAUCCCUCCAUAUCAGAAGCCACUAAAGCCUUCGCUUCGGCCUCCACUGAUCCCAACCGAAGAUCAAGCUGGGAAACAUGAGGCUGAAGAGGGGUUCUUCACCUCAAUCGGCAAGCUCAUCGGAGGAGCAAAAUCAUCUGCGGUAGAGAUAUUCUCACGAAAGAAACGCCCAACCCAUCAGUACCAUCAUCACCUUCAGCAGCAAAGAGCCAACCCUUGGCCGGUGCAAGAAAGUUACGCCAUCCCACAUGAUGAGACACCGCCACCAUUGGACAUGAGAGCAGCUACUCCUCGGAAGAACUACGCCUUCAUGACGAAGGAGCCUGAAAAAGUUCACCAUGUCCGCCAUGGCCGGCCUUACUUCAACGGCUGGGACAUGCAGCAUGCCCCUCAGCAACAGCCAGAGCAGCAGAUGUACCACCAGCAGCACCUGCAGCAGCACAGGCAGUACUCCGCAGGCCCGCAAACUUUCUACGAGCAGAGCUGCGAGACGACAAACGAGAUCGUCUUUGGUGCUGUCCAGGAGGUGGACACCAAGCGGCGAAUGGUGGAGAUCAAGGCCGUGAACUAUGGGGACACAUUCUAUGAGCAGUACGGGAUGCGGUAUCGCAACAAUUACAUCGGCUACAACAACAGCAGCAACGGCAACAACAACAGCUACUACUAUUAAACAACCAACCCUUCUGCCCUCAAUUUUCCCCCUCUCUCUUUAUCCCUGUUUCUUUCCUAUAUGAUUAGAUUUACCGCUCGCGUUUUCGCUUCUCCUGACCUCCGCGACGCCUGUAACAAAAGAAAGAAAAAGCGGGGGGGAAGUAGAGGCACUAAUCUUCUUCAGUCCUGACCUGUGCAAUGCAAUGGCAAACACCUGGGGAGGGGUUUUUGUACUACACCCUGAUGAUGAUCAGACACUCUUACACUACCAUCCUGUACAUAUAUUUUGUUGUUCACCAGCUCAGCUGUUCCUCAAUCCAUGUUGGUUGCAGCACCAAUCAGUCAUGCUGUGA